AUGGCUUCGACGAUGGAAGAGGAGAUUUACCUCGCCAUGCAACAUGUCUUCUUCAAAGAGCACGCCGAGAUCCGUCGCUCCAAGGCCAUCCAACGCAGAAUCCAUUCCUGCUUGAGCCCACCGAUCAACGCUCUGGACUUGAAAUAUACCCGCCCAGUCGUCGUCAGUACGUGCCAGGAGCUCCUUGAAAAGGGGGUCUUCAAAAGCAGAUGGAAAGCAGAGCAGCGGUUUCCUCAAUUAUUUCAACAACCCCCACCUUCACCACAAGUAGCUACACCAGCGAAUGCGCCAGAGACGCCGAAAGCUACAAGGCAAGAGAAAGAUUGGAAGGAGGAGAUCGUGGCGCUCAUUUCUGAGAGAAAGGCGGAAAGGACAUCUCGGCUGCAAGCCGCUAUUGCUACAGCGGACGUGGGCGACGCGGCAAGCACCACGACAAGCAGCGACACCGUCAUCUCCGAGUCAACGGCAACAGCAACAGCGCGACAGCCACAUAUAAAGACCGCAGAUUUCCCCGUGCUUUGCACCGCCUUCCUAUCAUACGAAGCCCAACAUGCCCUCCUCACAAGGAUCCAAAGCCUUCUAGAGAAGGCCUGCUUCGACUACGCGAAGCAGGCGCACCCCAAGAUCCUGGAAGCAGGACAAUGGGAGUCGCCCGAGCGCGUCGAACUUCAGAAAUGGAUGUGGAUCUUCAAAAACGAGGUAUUUGAUACAUUCCAGGCUGAAACGGUGCCCCUGCCGCAUAUCGACUGGCACGCCUUCUUCGAAUCGAUCAAGCAGAUUCGGCAUAAAGCCGUCCAUCGCGAGGUUCUUUGCGUCGCGGAUGUGAAGGCGUACCUCGCUGACGCGGAGAGCCUUGCGAAGCUGCUGCGGCAGGACGAGUGUCUCGCUAAGCUGGGGUUCUUGAGGGAGGAGACGGAGAUGGUGCUGGCGGUUUCGGAGCGAAAGAAGGACGGGCUGGCGGUCAAGUAUCAGGCCAAGUUUGAUGAGAUUGGGGUGCGGAGGAAGGAGCUGGAUGAGCUCGAGAAGCGGACGAGGGAGGAGAUGGUGCGGGAGCAUAGGAGGAUGCAGAGUGAUCUCGGGUUUGGGUUGAAGCUUGCGGUUGCGGAGAUGAAGGAGACGGAGGUCCCGGGGAAGGGAGGUGAAGUCGGAGGGGAUAAGGCAGAAAGCACGAGCUUCUGGGGGCUUGCCGAUGGCCUCUGGAAAUUAGCUUCUGGCCGCCAUGCUGGAAUCAAGUCUGCCCAUGGGAGCCUCUCUGCCAGCCCUGGCGACCUCAAUGCGAAGAAGUUUAGCAAAACAAUGACGACCACCUUCAUGGACUUCCCGGAUGCCUACGAACUCAUGAAAGAAGCUCUAGACACAACUUUCCCCAAAGUUACCAUCAGUGGUUCUGAGAUCGCCCUUUGCCUGAUUGAUAAGGCUACGAAUGAGACCCGUGGUUCCACCACCAGAAAGCACACCGUCAUCGAGAUCUCGGACGACGAGGAGCCUAUCGAGACCCCGACCAAGAAGGUUCGCCGGACUCAACUUAAGGAUGAGAUCGCCGCUCGCACCGCUUAUUACAUUGGAUAA
Messenger RNA from Colletotrichum abscissum, 1569 nucleotides. RefSeq names its product ubiquinol-cytochrome-c reductase cytochrome c1. The transcript is spliced from 3 exons. The record is from RefSeq and is a predicted model, not a curated record. Lineage: Eukaryota; Fungi; Ascomycota; Sordariomycetes; Glomerellales; Glomerellaceae. Bases 1 to 1569 code for a protein of 522 amino acids.